Molecule: messenger RNA, 4690 nt
Organism: Notolabrus celidotus (New Zealand spotty)
Lineage: Eukaryota; Metazoa; Chordata; Actinopteri; Labriformes; Labridae
Gene: aste1a
Product: asteroid homolog 1a
Exons: 6
Coding region: 13-1815 (600 amino acids)
Molecular function (GO): nuclease activity
Source: RefSeq, a predicted model, not a curated record
AGAAGAUCCAGCAUGGGAGUCCAAGGCCUGAUGUCCCUGAUCAAAGACAAAGACCCGAAGGUCUACCUGGACCUGAAGUUCAGGCAGAGCCAGCUGGUGAUAGACGGACAGAACCUGACCUACCUGCUGUACUUCAGAUCAGGUCUGGACCGGAUUCAUGGUGGGGAGUAUGCUGCGUUUGAGGAACUGGUUGAGAGGUUCAUCAAGACUCUCAGAGACUGUGGGGUCUCGCCGUACAUGGUGCUGGACGGGGGCGCAGACGUCACGCUCAAGAAGGAUGAAACUCAGGGAUUAAGAGUCAAGCAGCGGAUUGAGAUGGCCCACAGGGCGGCAGCAGAGAACAAGCAGGAGGAUGUUCUGCCAGAGAUGGCCAAGCUUGUGUUCAAACAGACUCUGGCCAGGCUCAAAGUCCCGGUGGCUCAGUGCUACGGAGACGCUGACCGGGAGACCGCCGCCCUGGCCAAAGAACUGAAGUGCCCGGUGCUUUCCAACGACAGCGACUUCUUCAUCUUCGACCUCCCGGACGGCAUGCUGCCCACCUCUCACUUCCAGUGGGAGGCUGUGAGGGGGACCGGCUCGCAGAGCUUCAUCCCCUGUAAGCUCUACCGCUACUCCUCCUUCUGCAAAGUCUUUAAAGUCCAGCCCACGCUCCUACCAGCCUUCGCCAUCCUGGCUGGGAAUGACUAUGUGAAGCUUGAAAGGAUGGAGACCCCCAUUAACUGGAUUCAGUUUGCUCAAGGAGUCAAAGGGACAGCGCCACACCGCCUGCUGGGGCUGCUCUGCUGGCUGAGGCCCUUCUUGCAGCCCGAGGCCGCCUUCGAGGCGGCGUUAGGGUUGAUGGGAGGGAUGAGUAUGGAGAGACAAGUGGAGGUGAAGGAGUACCUGAAUCGAGGGAUGGAGGAGUACCAGCUCCCACCAGACUCCCUGAAGAGGUUCUUCGUCCACGGGGUGACACCUCCGUUUCCAGAGACGACUUGUCGUGUCCCAGACUGGAUCUUGCUGCCUCUGAUGAGGGCUCAGCUGACUUCGGACUUCCUUGAAGUGCUGCAACUGCAUCGCUUCCCCCUCAGUACCCCAGUGGGCCGCGCAGACAUGCCCAGCGCCAACCUGACCUCCAGGCCCAUCCGCCAGGUGAUGUACAGGCUGCUGCUGGGCGGAGGAGAGGAGCUGCGGGUGCAGGAGAUGGACAGAGAAGGCUUCGAGCUGAAGUCCUUCCCAGUUCAACCUGCAGCCGGCGGCGUCGCUCAGAAGCUGCAGCUGGACUCUCUGGACCAGGUGGAGCCGUCUGUUCGCCUGCAGGUGCUGCUGGAGACUCUGGGGGUGCCCGAGGACUCUCUGAGGGAGCUGCAGCCUCACCUGCGCCUCCUGGUGGCCGUCACCUGCUUCUGGCUGCAGAGAGCCGAGCCUGCUCCGGACGGGAUGCUGCUGAAGGCGCUGCUGCUGGGAGUGAGUCACAGAGACUCUCUGAGACAAAGACCAGCUUCAGAGAAACCGAAGCUGGAUGUUCACGUCUCUCACGCCUUCAACCAAUGGCAGAGCUGCCUGAAGCGAGGCGUUCAACUGAACCAGCUGCUGGGCCUCCCCUUACCUGAGCCACAGAUCGCACGGUGUUACGAGGGGACUCUGGUGCACAGGCUGGUCCACCUGAUGAGGACGGACCAGAAGCUGGAAACUUCCAGCGACAGAGAGUACCACAGCAUGCUCGCUGUCGCCCAACGGUUUCAGUCCACGCUAACGAGACCUCCAAGACAGAAACCAGAUUGUCUGAAGGACCCGAUGUCCACCCCGGAGGACUGUAAGAGGAGGAGGAGGUGAGCAGAGCUCACCAGGAUCUUUUAUUAGUAAUUAGGACCUGAGCACCGACAAGGUCGGCGAACGCUCUAUUGGAACCUAAGGAUUUUUAUUCUUUCUACAUACAGAUAUAAAUGACCUUUUUGGAGCUUUCAACAUGCCCGUAAAAACUCACCAAAGUUUCACACGCAUUAGGAUUGGCGAAAAUUCGGAUGUUGGUGGUCCCGUGCAAAAAGUUACAAAAAUGACUCAAUAGCGCCCCCUUCCUUCAAACGCGACACUUACUAAACACGGUUCAGCCUACAUGCAUGAAUUUGUUUCCUUAUCUAUCAGGCCAAGACUUAAAACAAGAUUCCUAAUGUCAUGGUCAAAUCCCAGCAGGAAGUCGGCCAUCUUUUUUUUUCAGUUUUUCACCCGAAUCGCACGGGUACGUAUUUAUGAGAUCUCGCCCUCGGCCUUUCCUCCUAUCCAGUCCAAACCACGCACAUUUAGUAGUAAACACUUUGAUGAUUCAAAGUUAUCAAAAGAGAAUCCAGAUAUCGAUGGAUGUGGGCGUGGCAGAGGGGCAGAGUUGGAGGUCAUGUUGGCAAUCUGCCAAAACAUUGAAGCAUGAAUAACUCUCACAGGCAGCGUUUGAGAAGAACCAAAUCACUCGUGCAUUCCAAGUGUGCCAGUCCGAACUCAUCUAUGUGCAAAUAUUCAGCUACAUCUUAUAGCGCCCCCUACUGGCAACAGGAAAUCCCAAGUCCUAGGGUUUUUGUCCGAUCAACUCCAAACAACGCACAUUCUAUAGGUCACACAUUGAAAAUGAAAAGUUAUCAAAGGGAAUUUUCUUCGUCCAAAUUUGUGGGCGUGGCAGAGGGUUCAAAAUGGUGCCGAAGUAAGGAUGCAUAUUUUAAAAACUAGUCCUGGUUUUUUCUCUGAUGAAGGCCUAACGAUGCUCGAGAUGAAGUAGACACAUUAAUGAGGAACUGUUAUCAAAAGAAUAAUAAUAAUGGAAACAAGCGGUAUUUACUCAGAACAUUGAUCCCAACUCUUUCUAUAAUGAUCUGUGAUGAACAAUCCUUCAGAACAUAAUCAAAGUCACAGCACCGCCUACUGGUGACAGGCAGUACUGCAAUAUACACUAUGCUGAUGACUGCAUGAGUAUGCUCACACGCCUCAUAAAGUGUAGCACAGCAACACCUGCUGCACAUCAGGCGUUGGCGCACAUCAGGCGGUGGUUGCAGGGGUGCGAGGACCCGUUCGUCGCCGCUUGCGGCUUUAAUUUACCCUCUUUUAGCUCAGGGUUUGGUCUUCACCAGGGUCCUAAUAUCUGUCCCUACAGCUCCUAAAUGCUCCUCUUUUUCACCACUAAGCAUCCAUCCUCCUCACUUUAAGGUCUACGUUUUCAGACUUUUCAUCACAGCCUUCUUCUAGCUGUUUUUAUAACCCGCUCAACUUUCUCUCGUUUCCUGAAUCAGACGUUCAAACCGAACAUUUCAUCUUAGAGAGGCCGACGUGUUUUUAGGAGUCUGCUUGUAAAGAUGCUCUCCAGAGAUCAGCGUCCUGAAGCCUGAAAUGUUGAUUCAACCUGUAACAGUCUGAAGAAUCAGACUCAUAACAUCUAAUACACAUAAACAUACGGCCACGCAAAAACUGCAGUUCCUCAAGUGACCACUUGGAGCUGUCUCAAAGCGAGUCCAUCCCAUAGAUAUCGUCAAACAUUGACGUAGUCUCCGUGACGUCACCCGUCUGUUUCUGAAGCAGAGAUUUGAAGCUGAUCAUCAAACAGGCCACGCCCCUAAUCAGAAAAACUCGUGAUCUUAAUAUCUUCAAAAAUAACGAGUUAUAAGAAAGUCUGAUUCUGAAAUGAGCUGAAGUGUUUUUGAACCCGUCUGUAAACAUGUUUAUUUUAAAGGUCGGCUCUUUGAAUGCGUGUGCAUGUGGCUGAUGGUGCGUUUGGAGUCAGCCUUUAGUGGACACUCGAGGAACUGCAGUUUAACACACUUUGUUCCUCUGCAGGGUGAACAGAUGUUAUAUUUAAAGGGACAUAACACACUUUGUUCCUCUGUAGGUUGAACAGAUGUUAUAUUUAAAGGGACAUAACACACUUUGUUCCUCUGUAGGUUGAACAGAUGUUAUAUUUAAAGGGACAUAACACACUUUGUUCCUCUGUAGGUUGAACAGAUGUUAUAUUUAAAGGGACAUAACACACUUUGUUCCUCUGCAGGUUGAACAGAUGUUAUAUUUAAAGGGACGUAACACACUUUGUUCCUCUGUAGGUUGAACAGAUGUUAUAUUUAAAGGGACAUAACACACUUUGUUCCUCUGCAGGUUGAACAGAUGUUAUAUUUAAAGGGACAUAACACACUUUGUUCCUCUGUAGGUUGAACAGAUGUUAUAUUUAAAGGGACAUAACACACUUUGUUCCUCUGUAGGUUGAACAGAUGUUAUAUUUAAAGGGACAUAACACACUUUGUUCCUCUGCAGGUUGAACAGAUGUUAUAUUUAAAGGGACAUAACACACUUUGUUCCUCUGCAGGUUGAACAGAUGUUAUAUUUAAAGGGAUGUAACACACUUUGUUCCUCUGCAGGUUGAACAGAUGUUAUAUUUAAAGGGACGUAACACACUGGAGUUAACGUCAGGGGGUUUCUGUUCAUUGCUUCAUGCAGGACGCUCUGAUUCAAAGGUUUCUAUUGGCUGCUUUGUUCUGAUGUCACUUCCUGUUCUGAUGUUUGUUGGGUUUUAUAUAUGGCAGCUCUUUUACUAAAGUCAUGUUUUAAAGUGUUUUUAUUCUUUUGUUGAAUUCUCUGAUGUGUGCUCUGUGUUGAGGUGUUCACAGAUAUUAAUAAGGAAAUGUAAUAAAGUGAUUUUUCUGAUUGUAAUAAACUCUACUUCUCUAAAUGUCUACGUGAA